AUGGAAAGCUUAACGCUGAGUGAUGUCGAGCAGAAAUACUACUCGGAGCUUUUCGUCUACUGCGACACGGACAACACCAAAAAAGUGGCUUCUAAUGGGAGAGUUCUUGACCUUUUCCGGGCGGCCCAGCUCCCAAGUGAAGUUGUCCUGCAGAUCACAGAGCUGUGUGGAGCCACUCGGCUGGGUCACUUCGGACGGAGCCAGUUCUACAUUGCUUUGAAGCUCAUCGCCAUUGCCCAGUCUGGGCUGCCCCUCAGGGUGGAGAGCCUCAAUUCGGUCAAAGAUCUGCCGCUGCCCAGGUUCGUGGUGGGGAAGAAUGAGGCAGAAGCAAGACACGCUGCCCUGUACCAGGAUGCAGACAGCCAAGGCUUAUACCCGGCGCCCGGAACUGCUUUAAUACCCAGACCGCCGGGCCGGGGUCACCAGAACAAGAAAGGCCCCCCUUCCUCCACUUCACUUCCUGCCCACGAGGUCAUCCAGCCCCUGGCGCCUAGCAUAGAAGCUCAGCCCGAACCGACGUCCCCGGUCAUCUCCCCGCACCAGUCUCCCCCCACGUCCCCUCACUCUUGGAGAAAGCACAAACGGCAACACAGCGGAGGGAACGCAGACAGGCAACAAGUGGUGGCUGCAACCGGAGCUGUGUGGACGCAGUUCAGAGAACCACAAACAGGGCCAGUGACCGGUGAUGGCAUGUGGUCGUCUCACUCGCCCCCUCCCCCUCUUCCCCCAAGCCAGGAAAGCUGGGUCAGUUUCACAGCAGACACCCCGCCCUCCAGCACGCUCCCAGCAAUGCACCCGUCAUCAGUCCAGGAAAGCACAACGAUACGAACCGUGGCCUCGGCUGCGACGACCAAUGAGAUCCAGCGACAGUCCAGCGGCUACGACGAUCCCUGGAAAAUCACAGACGAGCAGAGACAGUAUUACAUCAACCAGUUCAAAACCAUUCAACCGGACCUCACUGGCUUAAUACCUGGUUCAGCCGCGAAAGAGUUCUUCACAAAAUCAAAGCUACCGAUUUUAGAGUUGUCACAUAUUUGGGAGCUGUCGGACUUCGAUAAAGACGGAGCUCUGACCCUGGACGAGUUCUGCGCGGCCUUUCACCUCGUCGUGGCCAGAAAAAACGGCUACGACCUUCCAGAGAAACUUCCAGAGAGCCUCAUGCCGAAGCUGAUUGAUCUGGACGACUCAGCAGAGGUUCCUGAGCCGGCGGCUGAAGUCGGGUACUCGGCUUCGCCGGUGGAGGUCACCCCCAACAAAUCGCCCUCCAUGCCUUCGCUCAACCAGGCCUGGCCAGAGAUGAACCAGAGCAACGAGCAGUGGGAGACGUUUAGCGAGCGCUCCUCCAGCUCACAAACUCUGACCCAAUUUGACUCUAACAUUGCACCAGCUGACCCUGACACGGCCAUCGUCCACCCAGUUCCCAUCCGGAUGACUCCCAGUAAGAUUCACAUGCAGGAGAUGGAGCUGAAGAGGACGGGCAGCGAUCACAAUCAUCCUACUAGUCCGCUACUGGCAAAACCCCCAGAACUGUCCGAAGAAACCAAACUGCCUCCUUCCAUGAAGUUUGUAGCUGCCAACGCCGUCGGUGAUGGUUACAGCAGCUCCGACUCUUUCACCUCAGAUCAGGAGCCAAUCACCAGGCAAAGGUCUCAGUCAGGUGCGUCUCCAGAGGCGCUGAAGGUCGUAGCCCCGCCCCCUCCUCCUCCUCGCCCCCAGCAGUCCCACUCUCGCUCGUCGUCUUUGGACAUGAAUCGCACCUUCGCUGCCACAGCGGCACCAGGCCAACCGCAGCCGUCUGCGAUAGCGUUUCCUCCUGCGGUGCCGCCUCGACCGCUGCCCACACAGUCAUCGGUACCGCUCACUGGACAUCGUGUGGAGGCAGAGGCUGUCCCUGCAGGGGGCGCUGUUCUCACUACCACCUCCCCGCAGCAGAUUCCUCAGCAACCCAACUUUGCCGACUUCAGCCAGUUCCAGGCGUUUGCUGCGUCUGAGCAGCCGUCCAGCCUGCCGGACAUCGACAGGCACAGCGAGGCGGGACAGGCGGAAAAGAUAUCAGAGGGCGCCGGCCCUUUAAGAACAGUAAAAAGUGACGGCCCAGCAGACGAGAGAACAUCAACGACAGUCAACUCUGCCAAAGGUUCCUCAGGCCCUCUGGCUCCUCCACCAAAACCCGUUCGGCGGCGGUUGAAGUCUGAGGACGAGCUCCGACCCGAAGACGAGCAGAUCGGACCCCAGAAAGGCGCCGCCAUUGCUGCGCCCCUCACCUGUCAGCCCUCCAUCCCCAGAUCGGUUGGAAAGGACAAAAAGGCAAUUCAAGCUUCCAUCAGAAGAAACAAGGAGACAAACACAGUAUUGGCUCGACUCAACAGUGAACUACAGCAACAACUGAAGGAUCUGCUGGAGGAGAGGAUAUCCCUGGAAGUGCAGCUGGAGCAGCUCCGGCCUUUCUCCCACCUCUAGCCGAACACGCGGAGCAGAACUCGGCCGUAACUCCGCGGCGCUCUCCUUCCCUCCGCCGUCAUUUCCCCGGUCGGAGGCCGCCGGGCGUUCCGUUAAACGAAACCCUCUCCCUCUUACCUGUCGCACAGUCUUACCAACAAACGGAGAAGAGAGGAGCAGAUUUCACCACCCGGCACUUUUCACAUCUCUGUUUUUUAUUUGUUUGUUUUGGUUUUUUUGAAGAGGAUGACGAAAAAAAACGGCGAAAAGUGAAGUCAAAACGCCUGGUUUCUGGAGAUGGACAAACCAUCUUCAGAAACAAAUCGUUGUGUUGGUGUGACUGGUUUUGUUUUUGUUCCUCUUAAAGCAGCUUAAUUAGAGGCUCGCACCAGUAAGUCCAAAUUGCAGUUAAAAUUUGGUUAAUUUAAGGAAACAAAAAAAUGUGUUUGCUUUUUGAGGGAAACAGUAAAAAAAAAUAAUAAUAAUAAUAAUUUGGUCAAUAAUGUUCAGAAAUAGUUUAAAAUCUGAUCCAUUUUUAUUCUAAAUACGUAAUACCAAAGAAAAAAUUAAAAUUGAAGUAAGGUUCUGUGGAAACAUCAUAAGCAGUUAAUAUCUUACCGUCAGUAGAUAACUCUCUUGACGUCUUCAUUUAGUAUAAAUCUAGAUUAGCUACUGGACAGUUUAGACCAAAACUACUCUAUUCUAAGAACUAAAAACAUAAAAAUGCUAUUUUUAUUUCCUUUUACCAGUCGUCAAGUUUACAUUUGACUGUUAUGUAAAUAACACUUGUUUCAGUGUUAUUUACACUGAAACAAGUGUUAAUUCACAAAACAAAUCCAUGUUGGAGGUGGUGCGCCACCAAUAGUCUUCCUACCUGAAACACACGCUGAAAAUGCGACAUGUAAUUUAUUACCAGUCAGAGAAACCGUCUGUAACUAAGCUGCAUAAAUAGCAAAAUAUUACGGCAGUUUUAGUUGAUGCAGUUUUAUUUUAAGGUAACGAAUUGAACCAGAAAUGCUUUACGUGUUCCGUUCUCGGGGAAGAUGAACGGUGACGGACUGCCUCCAACAUCAAUUUUCCACUUGUGACAAAUUUAAAAGUUCAGAAAAUAGUUUUUGAUAAAACAUGGACUUCAGCUCCAACUAAUCUGCAUUUACGCUAAAUAAAGACACAGAGAGAGUCAGCUUCAGUCUGUAAAAUAUAAAGUACUGAACUUCACUUAAAAAAACAAUUAUUUUAAACACACCUGCUGUAGAUUUAGGCAGAAUUAAAAGAGAAAUGACUGUUUUUAAAUGUCUACCAGCUGCAAUAAAGACUGAAAAUUGGACCGCCCAAAGUUUCUCUUAUUGCAUUUUCAUCAAAUUGACAAAUGUGGCGUAAGCAGGUUUGUAUUUGAUUUAUAAGAACCGAAUAAAAGAAGAUUUCCUAAGUCAGUUAGUUUCUACAACGGCGUAUCAGGGUCACUGUAGACGCAACAAAAAGAGGAGUGAAUUUGCACCAAAAAAAUCUCUGAAACUGUCUAGAAAAACAGAAGAGUUUUAAUUUUGAUGGAAAAAAAUCUGAAAGUUUGAGCUUAAUCUCAGAAAUUUUCUAGGAAAAAUGUGGAAAUUUCUAAGUUUCGAAAGUCAAAAAUUGGCAACUUUUGAAACUCAGAAAAUUUCCAAAAAUCAAAUAUUUCAAACUUCGGAAACUCAGAAAUGUGCAUAUUUUUUUCUAGAAAAUUUCUGAGAUUAAUCUCAAACUUUCUGGAAAAUUUCUGACAUCUCAAAAUUUAAGGGGUUUUUUUCCCCAUCAAAUUUUUAACUUUUCAAACUCAGUUUUAUUUCCUCUACUCUUUUUUUCUUUUCUUUUUUUCUACAGCGGCGCUGAAACACUUUUGUAAUUUGAGAGAGGAAAACUGCGUCGGUGUCUCAUCCUGUGAUUAUUAAUUCAGUCCUUCCUGCUGCUGCCACUCAACUCUACGUAUAUAGAUCUAUGUGUGUGUGUGUCGUUUUUUUUCUACGUUUUCAGGUUUCUUGUGACUGAAUGCUUCGACUCUUGAACACUGAACUGUUACUCCUUCACUUCUGAUUUGAAGAUGAAAACUGCACAUCCUCUUCAUUUUUCCAGACCUUUUUGUUUUCUAAAACAUUUCAGCUUUUUUAUUAUUUUUCUCCUCAAGCUGCAGUUUUUUGGGAAGUCAUUUAUAGCAGGACCAGAUGUUCUGUUUUGAAGAUUUUUUUUAUUUUAUUUUUGUUUAUGAAGAAACGCGUUUGCAGAUCUGUUUGGGAGUUGAGUCAUGUUUGUAAAAUAAAUACGUAAAAUAUAAAUGAACUGUUUUCCAAUCGGGCCAAGCAGCGCUAUGCAACUACGUGCAAAACGUAUUUCCACAGAUCGACUUUAGCUGUUUGUUCUCCGUUCGUAGCAGCUGUGUGACCCGGUUUUGUAUUGUAGCUCUUCCAGAACUCCAUCUGCUGUAUGUUUGUGGUGUUUGUCUGCCUUUUUCUGUUGGUACUGAUGAGCUUCCUUCUUCACUGUGUUCCUCGGCUCCAGAGGAGAAUUAAUUUUAUUUUUAACUGCGAAAUGUGACCCUUUCCUGGUGGAGACCAGUUGGCUAUAUGGGAGACCUGAACGACCAAAAUGCACUUUGAACUCAUCCACUUGUUGCGUCUUUAUUUGGUUUAUUUUUAACCAGAUUCUUCCUGUCUUUCUUUUUUUUUUUUUUGAACUUGGAAACUUGGAGCGUCCUGAAAUCUCUCAUUUUCUGAAUGUUUUGUAGGUGAAGCAUCAUUUUCUAAAGCCUUACUCACCCCGAUUGGAUUGGUGUUCAGGUUUCCAUAGCGACUGAUUGAUCUCUUCCUUUUUUUAUUUUUUCCUCCGGCUGUUGUGGAUGAAGGUGUACUUCUCGUGUGUGUUUGUGCGCACGCAUCAUUUGGAGACCGGAUUAAAAACCUUCCAGGAAUAUUUAAUGUUUGCUCGCACAACGGCUCCCUCCUCGUUCAACCCAAAAACAAAAAAACAAAAUAAAAAAGGCAAUCCAGACAGGCAGAAGCAAUCAGUCUCAUACGAAGUCUGUGAACUUUCAGAUGCCAUUUUCUCCCCAGAUCUGUGUUGUAUAUUGUAUAUGAUACACACUUUUGGACUCAUAUGUAAAUUUGCAUUAAUUGCUGGCUAACAGCAGAAGAAUAUUCUAUUUAAUUCCUUCUCUCUUGGCUGUGGGAUCCUAGAUGUUUAACUGCAUGGAUGUACUGUAUCUCUGCAGAAUUAACUAGCAGCUGUGUGAUUUUUACACAAAAAUAAAAAACAGGACAAUAUUUUAAA
Molecule: messenger RNA, 5739 nt
Organism: Gambusia affinis (western mosquitofish)
Lineage: Eukaryota; Metazoa; Chordata; Actinopteri; Cyprinodontiformes; Poeciliidae
Gene: reps1
Product: RALBP1 associated Eps domain containing 1
Exons: 19
Coding region: 1-2460 (819 amino acids)
Biological process (GO): endocytosis; endosomal transport
Cellular component (GO): plasma membrane; cytoplasm
Molecular function (GO): calcium ion binding; protein binding
Source: RefSeq, a predicted model, not a curated record